CUAAAGUCCCUAUUACAUUCUAAAUACAUCAUCAUCAAAAUCUAUAAUUUUUCCCAACACUCCACUUGUGCAUGAAAGUGACAAUGGUGAUGACGAAAAACACGAUGACGAACAAGUGAGCAUGGAAGAGAAAAUUGACUUCCUGUACCAGACAGCAAAAGAACAUCAAAAAUCUAAGGCAUCCAAACAGCCCUUACUGAGUGGAACUACGUAUGAGGAUCUCAACUACAAAGGCUUGUAUAUCGACUCCCACAUAAAGAAUGAGGCUUUGGCAAAGGAAAACUCAAAGCUAGCCAAGGAAUUGGAUUAUGCUCUUGGGAAGAUUGAAGCUUAUGAGAAGAUGAGUGGUGUCAUUGGAAAGCAGAAGGAGAUAAUAGUUCUUACAAAUUUAGGCAAAGAUGGUGAUGGUGUCAUAAAUCUAUCUCAACUAAUGGCUGCUACACCAAACACAGCCCUAGAGACGCCCGGAGAGAAGUGUGGUGCCGAUAAUGGCGGUGGUGGUGCCUCUAAAUCUAAGGAUUUCGUAAUCUCCUCUGUUUCUACUGCCUCUGCUCUCCGGAAAGUCGUUCACGACUUGUUCCACGACAACAAACAUGCCAGGGCCAUGCAGCUGGAACAUGAAUUCCGCACAACCAUCAAAGGCAACUCCACCAUGGCGGCUUAUUGCCAACAAUUGCAGAAUCUGGCCGACUGGCUGGACGAUGUUGAUGCACCAGCCUCCCAGCACCAACUUGUUCUACAGAUGCUUCGUGGUCUCCCUGCAGAUCUUCAGGCACAAACAUCUUUCAUGCAAUUCCAGGAUCCCAUGCCAACUUUUCUGCACGUCCGUUCUGCUCUCAUGCUUUUGGAUCGCCAACGGACAAGCCCCACCGACUCAGGCACCACGGCUCUUCUCACGAACCGUGUUGGCGACGGCUACCACGGCGGAUCGUCAGACGGGCACCGUGAUACAUCGCUCCAAUGAUCUGGGACCCCUCUACCCCCUAGGACGCUCAGUCGCCGCUCAAGCCAACGUCGCCGCUGUCGAUCUUCAGACCUGGCACCGGCGCCUAGGCCAUCCUAGUCAAACUGUCCUCAGCAAUAUUUCAUCUCUUCCUUUUUUAAAAGUUAUCAACAUUCCUUAUGUCAUGCAUGUCAAUUGGGAAAGCAUGUGCGCCUCCCUUUUUCUUCUUCUAGUCGUGUUUCAAUGUUUCCGUUUCAACUAUUACAUAAAGAUUUGUGGCAGUC
This is a messenger RNA of Cuscuta campestris, 1227 nucleotides long. NCBI's taxonomy places the organism in Eukaryota, Viridiplantae, Streptophyta, Magnoliopsida, Solanales, Convolvulaceae. The record is from the annotation of a GenBank genome assembly.